AUGUUGGAUGAUGGAGGAAUCUUUGAAGAAGAGGGUAAUCAGUGCAAACACCAAUUGAUAUUCUAUUUUGGGAAUUCUCAAGUCUACGUUUACGACGGGUGUCGUCUUUGGAACUUCAAGGUCGUUGCUGGUGAUAUGACCUCCUCUCCAAGGGCGGCCUUCAUCGUCAAUUCAAAACGAGAGAGCGCAGAGUGCUCCAUUUCUCAGGUGUUAAAGCUUACGCCUACUAGUACCUACGAAUGUAAGAAUAGGCAGUGUCUGUGGGCACAAAGUCAGCAAUCGAACCGCACAAUCCAUCUAAUACUUCUGGGAAAUAGUGCUUCUAUGCUGGACUAUCUUACACCGUCUGGUUUCGGCAGUUGUGGAAGGGUUGGGCUGCUUUCCGAUGCAUUCGAAGGAUGUUUGUCCGAGUGCGUGAUUGGGAUCGAUGCGUGCUCAGCAAUGUGUACCCAUGUGUAA
Messenger RNA from Histoplasma capsulatum G186AR, 459 nucleotides. RefSeq lists its product as uncharacterized. Lineage: Eukaryota; Fungi; Ascomycota; Eurotiomycetes; Onygenales; Ajellomycetaceae. The record is from RefSeq and is a predicted model, not a curated record. The transcript has 3 exons. Bases 1 to 459 code for a protein of 152 amino acids.